AGUCUUCGUGGCGGAGAGAGGCCGAUCGUAAACCGUCAGUCGCGCGCGACGAUCAUCGCUUUCAGAACGUUUGAAUCCUCUUCUCUCUUUUCGCCAUUUUCAUAACCGGGCGACAUAACAGCAGAUUUGAAUUUCAAUUGGAAUUUGAAUUUCAAUCAAAUCUGAGAAGAGGCGAAACGCAGCGAUCGCAAGAAGAAGAUGACUACUUGCCUGGGAAACAAUCCAGCGAAAAAUGCGCUCGACGCGGAGGACAUCGGAAGACGGCAAGCGAUACCUGUCAUUCAUACCAGAGGAACUCAUUACGACGUUGGCUUCGAUAUCGGGCGCACAUUCUCCGGUCUGAUUCAAGACUUCUUGGACACCUAUAAACCGCUCAAUGAAACCUAUUUACCGCUUUACAAGACCGAAGCAGGCAACAAGGUAUACCAGGAGACUCUUGCCUGCGUGGAAGAGCAAUUUCCCGGAUAUCUUAAGGAAAUUCGAGGAACAGCUGACGGAGCGAACGUUCCUUUUCACAAGUUGUUCCUCAUGCAUUUAGACGACAUCGUGCCAAACGUAGCGAACGAAGGUGCACAAGGGAACACGUUACCGGUUGGUUGUUCGACAAUCAUGUGCAAUCAGCCAGGACAGGAAAUUUUGGGGCACAACGAGGAUGCACUUAGCGAAACCUUGAAUCACUGGUACUUGGUUUCUGCACACGUGUUAGAGCCAGGAUGCAACGAGGAGAUUUUCACGUCUUUGAGUUAUGCCGGAUUCUUACCAGGCUACACGAUGGGUUACAAUUGUCACGGUCUCGUUUAUACUAUCAACACGCUUAGCGCCGCAACCUUGAGGUCCGGUAAAACGCCCAGAUACUUUCUAACCCGAGCACUCUUAGCAGCCGAGAAUUACGUGCAAGCUCAGCAAAUUUUGCGUAACCAAGGUUACGGCGCUGCAGAAGGAUUUUCGGUAAAUAUGACCUUCUUAACGCAACAAGGGGACAGAAUGUUUCAUAAUGCCGAAAUAGGUCCUUGCGAGAACGAGGACGCGCAGUCGCAAAUCAGCAUUCUGACCAUUAGCCCUGGAGAAAAUACCGUUCACUGUAACAAGUAUCUACGAUUGAAGGUCGCAGAAGUCGAGGGUCUUAUCGUAGAUAGUAGCGAGAAAAGAAUGAAUGCCAUUUGUAACCAUCCUCCUGCUAAAUCUCGCCAAGAUGUUUUAAACAUUCUAAGCGAUCAAACGGACGACCAGUAUAGAGUCUAUCAGGAGAUCAACAAAGAAGAUCGUGUGAAAACUAUAGCCACCGGGAUCUUCGACUGUGUCGAAAGGACCUGGUCCAUCUACACGGACAAACCAAACUCUGUGGAACCGCUAUUGGUGAUACCUUUACGAUUACGAAACGAAUCGACGGCAACUUCUGCUACGUAAACACGUUACACCUACCACACGAUCAGACCACUUCCUUCGUUCGAUUUUAUUUAUUAUUCCUUUCAUUCAAUAAACCCACCACACUCAGCCUCCCUUCGCCCUAUUCAUUCCUCUUUCCUGCUAGGAACAUCUAUCGUACGUACUUCGAGUUUUCUUAACAAACUUUCCUUCCUUCCUUGCUAUUCGUUAGGCAAAAUCACACGGAUAUCAAAAUUAUCACACCGAAUCUGUUCGACAACGGAUCAAGGUGAAAAAUUUCCUCCUCCUCCUCCUCCUCCUCCUCCUCCUCCUCCUCCUCGUCACUUCUCAUUUCUUUUUCUGCCGCAAACAGUUACAAUUUAUUAGAAGCUACAUUUAAUUUGAAAAGUAUCAGAUCCCGUGUCACGUAAACUUUUCCGAAUAAACGAAACAUACACAAACACAAAAUGCUAGCGAGCAACCACCUUCU
Messenger RNA from Habropoda laboriosa, 1855 nucleotides. RefSeq names its product acyl-coenzyme A:6-aminopenicillanic-acid-acyltransferase 40 kDa form (gene tan). NCBI's taxonomy places the organism in Eukaryota, Metazoa, Arthropoda, Insecta, Hymenoptera, Apidae. The record is from RefSeq and is a predicted model, not a curated record. Bases 199 to 1407 code for a protein of 402 amino acids. The transcript has 8 exons.